Molecule: messenger RNA, 279 nt
Organism: Funneliformis mosseae
Lineage: Eukaryota; Fungi; Glomeromycota; Glomeromycetes; Glomerales; Glomeraceae
Source: the annotation of a GenBank genome assembly
AUGUCACAACUAAAUAUUAAGAAAGCAGUACAAUAUCCAUACCUAGCGGCGAUCAAACCACAAAAAAAAAUGUCAGAUAUUAAAGAAUCGAUUGACUGGUUCGAAGAAAAAAUUGAUGAAGGAUAUUUCAAUUAUUAUGAGUAUUUGCACUUCAAGAAUGUACAGCCAAUAGGAAAUGGUUCGUUUGGAAAUGUAAUGCGUGCAAAUUGGAAAAGUAAUGAUCGCCUUUUCGCUUUGAAAUUUUUUAAAAUGAUAAAAUUACAAUUAGAGAAGUUAUAA